Messenger RNA from Oncorhynchus tshawytscha (Chinook salmon), 1279 nucleotides. RefSeq names its product sodium/potassium-transporting ATPase subunit beta-233-like. The transcript is spliced from 6 exons. Gene Ontology annotation, cellular component: sodium:potassium-exchanging ATPase complex. The coding region runs from base 272 to 1186 and encodes 304 amino acids. Gene Ontology annotation, biological process: intracellular sodium ion homeostasis; potassium ion import across plasma membrane; sodium ion export across plasma membrane. Gene Ontology annotation, molecular function: ATPase activator activity. The record is from RefSeq and is a predicted model, not a curated record. NCBI's taxonomy places the organism in Eukaryota, Metazoa, Chordata, Actinopteri, Salmoniformes, Salmonidae.
CCCCCCCCUGCAUACGAUUCUUACGCAAAACGAUGACUGUUUGUGAUUUGCCAGAGAGUUGGCCCUCCCCGCCUUCUCUUUGUAGGUAACUUAUUACAAGAGUUUGCGGGCGGAGUCGGUUACCGUAAGAGAUAAAUUGUGUGCGGUACAAUAGGGAGAUCCGGGUACGACGCUGUCCUUUACUAUUCUGUACAGGGGACAGUUUGGGAAAUCUGGUUCCUAAGCACAUUAGAGCACCUUAAUUGAAAAGUGAAAUUAAAAAGCAAAAAAUAUGUCGGCAAAUAAAGAUGGAGACGGUGGAUGGAAGAGCUUUUUGUGGAAUUCGGAAAGGAAGGAAUUUCUAGGACGCACUGGUGGCAGUUGGUUUAAAAUCUUGUUGUUCUACCUGAUCUUCUAUGGAUGCUUGGCUGGGAUUUUCAUUGGUACCAUCCAGGCCCUGCUGCUAACCCUUAGUAACUACAAACCCACCUACCAGGACAGAGUCGCCCCACCAGGUCUAUCCCACACCCCACGCUCUGAGAAGUUUGAGAUCUCUUACAACGUCAACGAUGUGGAGACGUAUCUGAAAUACACCAAGAGCAUCAAGGACUUCCUGGAGAUGUACGAUGAGGAGAGGCAGACCGACCAGAACAAGUACGAAGACUGUGGAGCAUUACCUGAAUCGUACAGGGACCGUGGUGAGCUGGAGAGUGACCUUGGAGCGAGGAAGGCCUGCAGGUUCAAGCGGACCUGGCUGGGACCCUGUGCUGGUCUGGAUGGUCACGACGAAAACUUUGGCUUCAAGGAUGGGAAACCCUGUCUGAUCGCCAAGCUCAACAGGAUCAUCAACUUCCGACCAAGGCCUCCAACCAACAGUGCUUCCGUCCCUGAAGCCGGCCAGAGCAGAGUCCAGACCAACGUUAUCCCCAUCCACUGUCAGAACAAGAGAGAGGAGGAUGCUAGCAAGAUUGGUGAGAUCAAGUACUACGGCAUGGGCAUGGGGUUCCCCCUCCAGUACUACCCCUACUAUGGCAAGCUGCUGCACCCCAAUUACUUACAGCCUCUGGUGGCCAUCCAGUUUACCAACCUCACCUUCAACGAGGAGCUGCGUCUUGAGUGCAAAGUGUAUGGAGCGAACAUUGACUACAGCGAGAAAGAUCGCUACCAAGGACGAUUUGACGUUAAGUUCACCAUCACCAAUUUAUGACCUCAGCUAUGAAAAUAGCACUUUUUCUCUGCCCCUAUUUCAAAACAAGUUGAUUUAAGAGAAAUAAAGAAAAAUAGUUCAAUUAAAACAUGA